Molecule: messenger RNA, 759 nt
Organism: Loa loa (African eye worm)
Lineage: Eukaryota; Metazoa; Nematoda; Chromadorea; Rhabditida; Onchocercidae
Exons: 5
Coding region: 1-759 (252 amino acids)
Biological process (GO): chloride transport
Cellular component (GO): cytoplasm; apical plasma membrane
Molecular function (GO): chloride channel activity
Source: RefSeq, a predicted model, not a curated record
AUGGAACCAGUUGUGUUAUGGGUGAAAGCAGGAUCAGAUGGUGUACGCUUAGGUGGUGAUCCGUUAUGUCAUCAAAUUUUUAUGAUACUAAUCGAGAAAAGUCUUCAUCCUGAUUCUGAUCUCACAUUCAGCGUGAAAACAGUCAACGAAGCGAAACCACCACCAGAAUUCCGUGAGGCUGGUUUAAGGCAUGCUCCAGCAUUACAACACGGUGAUGACUUAAUCUUAUCCCAUCAGGAUGAAAUUAUUGAUUACAUCGAUCGACAGUUUCCAAUACCAUCACUGAAAUGUGAAUGUUCUGCUGCUUCAGAUGCUACAGCAAAUCUUUUCCGUUCCUUUGCAUUUUUCAUUAAGGAAGUUAACACCGAUCCAAAAGCAUUGAAUAUGGAAUUGAUACGAUUGGAUCGAUAUUUGGAUGAUAUAAGGACAUCAUUUCUGGCAGCUGAUCAUUUAACCCAUUUAGAUUGUUAUAUUUUGCCCAAAUUGCAUACCAUCCGAAUUGCCUUAGGUGCAUUGAAAGGAUAUGAAAUACCGACCAAUUUACACAAUUUAUGGGGUUAUAUGAAACGCGGUUAUGCUAUGGAAUCAUUCCGAAAAAGUUGUCCAAGUGAUCAGGAAAUAAUACUGUAUUGGGCAGAACGACCGGAUACUCCAAAUCUAACAUCACAGAAGCGAUCCCAAUUUUACCGCCAAAAAACUACCUACAGCUGGGAUAUUCCGAUGGAUGCUCAAAAUGGUAAAAUUAAAGAAAAUGGUUGA